UCGAGCUGCAGAGUAUCAAAGAAUACGCCGCCGGUGGGGAAAAAAACCGCUUUUGUGAUAUUGUGUAGCUAACUGGGUAGUUAGUUCAUAUUCUGCACUAUUUGGUAUUAACAUCUCUGUCUUUGAUGAGAGAUACAGAAAAAAAGUUUCCUGAAUAGCUAUUCAUAGUGGUCGCAGUCCGUUAGCCAAAGCUAAACCGGAGACGGGAUCUCAAUUAUCGUUCAUCCAGACGGGACCAGCCCCAGGAGCCGGUUGCAGCAGUCAGUCACACCCUUGUCUGGGUCAAGGGAACCCUGUCUGCGCAGGGACCUUAAAUUGCAUAUCCUCCACAUGUUAGGGUGUUUUAUUCAAACAAAUACUAAUAACCUUCUGUUCUGAAUUGGAGCUUCAGAACAAUACUGGGAGUUAGCGGUUAACUGGGAAGUGUGUGCUGGAUAUGACUGACUCAUCGUCAUGGCACGGACGGAGGAGAUAACCCCGAACAGUCUGUCUGCUGCAGGGCCAACCAGACAGUCUCAUACCUAGCUACACAGCGAAGUUACUCAGACGUUCAACUGUUUAUAUUACCCCCUCGUUGUCAGCGUGGCAGCAUGAAUAACCCGAUGUACACGUUUGUCACCCGUGACGAGAACAGCACUGUUUAUGCAGAAGUUUCCAAAAUCCUCCUCUCAACCGGACAAUGGAAGAGGCUGAAAAGAGACAAUCCCAGAUUUAACCUAAUGCUUGGUGAACGGAACAGACUGCCCUUUGGACGUCUGGGUCACGAGCCAGGACUGGUGCAGCUGGUGAAUUACUACAGAGGAGCAGACAAGCUUUGCAGAAAGGCGCCCCUGGUUAAGCUCAUAAAGACCAGCCCAGAGCUGUCCGACUCCUGUAACUGGUUUCCAGAAUCCUACAUCAUCUAUCCCACUGACCUCAAGACCCCGGUUGCUCCAGCCACGAAUGGUAUCAGCCAUCUGAAGAGCAAUCCCAGGACGGAUGAGCGGGAGGUUUUCUUGGCCUCCUAUCACUCUAAAAAGGAAAGUGGGGAGGGCACAGUGUGGAUAGCCAAGUCUUCCGCCGGAGCUAAAGGUGCUGGUAUUUUGAUAUCCCAUGAUGCUAAUCAGCUGCUGGAGUACAUCGAUAAUCAGGGGCAGGUCCAUGUUAUUCAGAAGUACCUGGAGAAACCUCUGCUUCUGCAGCCGGGAGAUCGGAAGUUUGACAUCAGGAGCUGGGUGCUAGUGGACCAUCACUACAACAUCUAUUUAUACCGGGAGGGUGUGCUGCGGACGUCCUCGGAGCCCUACAACAGCUCUGAUCUCCAGGACAUGACCAGCCACCUGACGAACCACUGCAUCCAGAAGGAGCACUCCCACAACUACGGACGAUACGAGGAGGGCAACGAGAUGUUCUUUGAUGAGUUCAGGCUGUACCUGCUGAACACUCACAACGUCACCCUGGAGACCUCCAUAUUACCUCAGAUCAAGCAGAUCAUAAAGAGCUGUCUGACAUGUAUUGAGCCGACAAUCAGCACCAAGCACCUGUCCUACCAGAGCUUCCAACUCUUCGGAUUUGAUUUCAUGGUGGACGAGAGCUUCAAAGUGUGGCUCAUUGAGAUCAACGGAGCUCCGGCCUGUGCGCAGAAACUGUAUCCGGAGCUAUGUCAAGGCAUCGUGGAUGUGGCCGUUUCCAGUGUCUUCGCCCUGAACAGCGGCGGUGACUCCUCAUCUGCAUCCUCAUCCCCUUAUUCUUCCUCCCCGUCCUCCACCUCCAUCUUCACCACCAACUCCUGCUCCUCCCCCAAACUGAGAGGGCCUCUCCACGUGGGCCCUUUCACUCGACUGUAAGCACACGCGAAUCCUCCCCCUUCGUCUCCUCCGUACGGCUUCUUCACGCUCCAUCCUCACUCCUGAACUCUACCUGAGAAGUAGCACGUGCCGGCGAGCAUGGAGAGGGAAGUCACCGAGCUGCAGAGACGAUCUCUGCUCUCCUGUUUUGAAUGUUACGAAUGUGAAGACAGCAACGAGCGGAUUCGGGGAGUUUCUGAAUUGAGGACGGACGUCCUUCCAUCUCGGUACCACCACCAGACUGUAGUGCCUUACAUUUCCAGCCACGCUCCAUUACAAAGACUGCCAGUUAGCUUGCUCUGUUGCUGUGAGUCCUACUUGUUCUAUAAGCCUUUGCACUGUUGCCCAGUAAAGUCGAUGCGGUCAUGAUCAGUCCACAAGAAUGAACUUAAAACUAGACACUUGGCAUUUCACAUCUUAGUGAAUUUGUGUAAUUCUGAAUGCUAUUUUUCUCAUCAGACAUAGUUUUUUUUUAUUGCAGCUUGUCUGCAGCUAUCUGAACCCCUUAGUUUCAUUUGGGAAUGUGAGCAGCAAUCAAUAGUUUAAACUUAAAAAGACUAAAAUACUAACCCAACUGUCUGAGCUGAACAAUCAAGCCGUCUAGGUCAACAUUCCUCUCAACAUAACCGCAUGGACGCAACAUUUUAUUUACAUUCAGGGUGAUCUAACUGAACAGGGAGACCGUCCUUCAUCUAAACCCAGGUUUAAGUCCGUCCUAACGAGUGUCCCUGACCUCUGACCCCCCCCCCUACGGCAGAGAGGAAAGACAAAAGAGAACUCCCAUGAAGUAUUUGUUCUCAACAAACUCCAAGAUGUUUUUUUUAGAUUUGUCAUUUGAAGAGAGCAUGUUUGUGUGAAAGCAUGUAGUAGAAUGCGUCCUCAUUCAGGCCCCCGCAUCAGCACCUUUUAGCCCAGUUUGUAAAAAGAGCUGCCCUGAUGUCUGUUUUAUUUCUGGUGUAUGAAGAGCUAGACUGUCAUCGUGAGGUGUUGUCAAUAAGUGUGUGGAUUAUGGUUUUUUUUAACCGUCGUCAUGAAAGUAGAGUUGCUUGUACGAAGAGUGUUAAAGAGCCCAAACCGACAGGACGCGAGAACGUACGACGCUACUUCAUGCUUUUUACACCGGUCUUCUUCAACAUAC
Anarrhichthys ocellatus (wolf-eel) is the source of this 2964-nucleotide messenger RNA. RefSeq names its product tubulin tyrosine ligase (gene ttl). The transcript is spliced from 7 exons. Gene Ontology annotation, cellular component: spindle microtubule. The record is from RefSeq and is a predicted model, not a curated record. Gene Ontology annotation, molecular function: tubulin-tyrosine ligase activity. Gene Ontology annotation, biological process: microtubule cytoskeleton organization; protein modification process. Lineage: Eukaryota; Metazoa; Chordata; Actinopteri; Perciformes; Anarhichadidae. Bases 591 to 1826 code for a protein of 411 amino acids.